Ochotona curzoniae (black-lipped pika) is the source of this 1356-nucleotide messenger RNA. It is a transcript of the gene PIGK, whose product is annotated as phosphatidylinositol glycan anchor biosynthesis class K. Gene Ontology annotation, molecular function: GPI-anchor transamidase activity. Gene Ontology annotation, biological process: attachment of GPI anchor to protein; proteolysis; protein localization to cell surface. Gene Ontology annotation, cellular component: GPI-anchor transamidase complex. Bases 25 to 1212 code for a protein of 395 amino acids. The transcript is spliced from 11 exons. The record is from RefSeq and is a predicted model, not a curated record. Lineage: Eukaryota; Metazoa; Chordata; Mammalia; Lagomorpha; Ochotonidae.
UGCGGGAAUCCGGAGCCGGCCGUCAUGGCCGCCGCCUACUGUGUCCGCCAAGCUGCGACCGUCUUGGCCGCGUUGUGGCUCUUGUGUUUCGGCAGUCUGGCGGCUAGUCAGAUCGAGGAUCAAGCAGAGCAAUUCUUCCGAAGUGGCCAUACCAACAACUGGGCUGUUUUAGUGUGUACAUCUCGAUUCUGGUUUAAUUAUCGUCAUGUUGCAAAUACUCUUUCUGUUUAUAGAAGUGUCAAGAGACUAGGUAUUCCUGACAGUCACAUUGUCCUGAUGCUUGCGGACGAUAUGGCUUGCAACCCUAGAAAUCCCAAACCUGCUACAGUGUUUAGUCACAAGAAUAUGGAACUAAAUGUGUAUGGAGAUGAUGUGGAAGUGGACUAUAGAAGCUAUGAGGUAACUGUGGAGAAUUUUCUACGGGUGUUAACUGGAAGGAUCCCACCUAGCACUCCUCGGUCAAAACGUCUGCUGUCGGAUGACAGAAGCAAUAUUCUUAUAUAUAUGACAGGACAUGGUGGAAAUGGGUUUUUGAAAUUUCAAGAUUCUGAAGAAAUUACAAACAUAGAACUUGCAGAUGCUUUUGAACAAAUGUGGCAGAAAAGACGCUACAAUGAGCUACUGUUUAUUAUUGACACUUGUCAAGGAGCAUCCAUGUAUGAGCGAUUUUAUUCUCCUAACAUAAUGGCUCUAGCUAGUAGCCAAGUGGGAGAAGAUUCACUCUCGCAUCAACCUGAUCCUGCAAUUGGAGUCCAUCUUAUGGACAGAUACACAUUUUAUGUGUUGGAAUUUUUGGAAGGAAUAAAUCCAGCUAGUCAAACUAAUAUGAAUGACCUCUUUCAGGUAUGUCCCAAGAGUCUGUGUGUUUCUACUCCUGGGCAUCGCAUUGACCUUUUUCAAAGGGAUCCUAAAAAUGUCCUGAUAACGGAUUUCUUUGGAAGUGUGCGGAAAGUGGAGAUUACAACAGAGACUGUUAGUCUACAGCCGGAUACAGAAAUCAUGGAUAGAAGCUAUAAGGAAGACCAAAUGGAUGAGGAACUAAUGGAACCUUUGAAAUACGCUGAACAACUUCCUGUAGCUCAGAUAAUACACCAGAAACCAAAGUUGAAGGAUUGGCAUCCUCCUGGAGGUUUUAUUCUGGGAUUGUGGGCGCUCAUUAUUAUGGUUUUCUUCAAAACUUACGGAAUCAAGCACAUGAAGUUCAUUUUUUAGACUUUGAUACACAAAGAAGAAGGCACCAAAGAAUGAAACCUUGGAUAAAAUAUCUGUCAUAUAACGUUAAAGAUAUAUUGCUCUUUGUGUGAGAGAAAAGUAUAAAGAAAUUGAAUGUGAAUAAACUAUUAAUAACAAAAAAUA